GUAGCAGAAAGUUGAUUCAUUGAUUUCCAACAUCUCAUGUUCACAAUGCAUAAAAAGAAGUGUGGACCAAGGCCAGGUAUGAAGACAACACGGUGCAAGAAAGGUUGUGGUGCCAUCUAUAAUGUUGACAGAUACUCAUGCCCUGCAAAAGGCACUUUCUUCUACAGUGAAAAGCAACCUGUGAUAAGUUCAUCAAACUGUGUCUAUUUGACAAGAGACGUUCAUGAGCUCCUCUGCGAAUCUGGAAAUCACGCAUUUGUUUCCCAUCAUGUCUUCUCAGAAAUUUACAACUCCCUCUUCUCAAAUUGUGUGCAUACAAAUGAAUUCAGAAAGUGGUUGGUUUCUAGAAAAGAAGAGUGUGCAGAUCUUAAACCUUGCUGGGCGGUAUGGUUAUAUGAAGUUGGUGAAUGAGUACGUUCAUGAAACGAUGAUUCCAUAUUACAAACGCCAGUUGUCUAGUGCCACACUACCGAGAGAGCCAAAUGUACAAGCCCCAACAAACAAUGAUGUGCAGUCUGUGAUUUAUGUAGAGAAAAUCACCACAAACACAGCUGCAAUCAUCAAAGGUGGAUCUGUUCUGGCAGUGGAUCAGUCUAUAAUAAGGGAGAUAGAUACCAUCGGCAACUAUGGGGCAGUCCGAAACAAGCCAACAAAGAUUAAUGGAAGGACCAGAAAAAUGGUACAUAUCCCUACCAGGAACCUUCAUCCAGACCUUGUCAGAGGUAAUAAUCAAAAUUCAUUACCUUAA
This is a messenger RNA of Mercenaria mercenaria, 748 nucleotides long. RefSeq lists its product as uncharacterized. The transcript is spliced from 4 exons. The coding region runs from base 224 to 748 and encodes 174 amino acids. The record is from RefSeq and is a predicted model, not a curated record. Lineage: Eukaryota; Metazoa; Mollusca; Bivalvia; Venerida; Veneridae.